Anopheles coustani is the source of this 665-nucleotide messenger RNA. RefSeq names its product ATP synthase lipid-binding protein, mitochondrial-like. The record is from RefSeq and is a predicted model, not a curated record. Bases 155 to 565 code for a protein of 136 amino acids. Gene Ontology annotation, molecular function: proton transmembrane transporter activity. Lineage: Eukaryota; Metazoa; Arthropoda; Insecta; Diptera; Culicidae. Gene Ontology annotation, biological process: proton motive force-driven ATP synthesis; proton transmembrane transport. The transcript has a single exon.
UGUCAUUCCUUGUUUCAGUACAUUAGUAGCAAAACGCUUGUUUCACGCGCGUUGUUCAAUCGUAGUAAUCGCAAUUAAUCAAUCGAAAAAUAGAGCGCAUUGCACAAUCUUCGUAAAGAAUCUCACAAGCAAACACUUCAUCUAAACCCAAAAGAUGUUCAUCUUGUCCGCUACCCGCAUGGCUACAGUCGCACGGAGCUUGGCCCUGACUGGUCCAAAGGCCUACAUUCGACCGUUCAGCUCCGGCACUUUCAUCAUUUCCGGGAAAAUGGAUCGUGCCGUAAACCCAACUCUUUUGCCGCCUAUUCGGACGAUUAACACAACUACGGUGCUUCGUGACAUCGAUUCUGCUGCCAAAUUCAUCGGUGCGGGUGCAGCGACAGUUGGUGUUGCAGGUUCCGGCGCCGGUAUCGGGACCGUGUUCGGAUCGCUGAUCAUGGGCUACGCAAGAAACCCAUCCCUGAAGCAGCAGUUGUUCUCGUACGCAAUCUUGGGCUUUGCCCUGUCUGAGGCCAUGGGAUUGUUCUGCCUCAUGAUGGCGUUCCUGUUGCUCUUUGCGUUCUAGAAGUCUACAGAAGACACACCGUAAAAUAUCUGAGAGUACAUAUUACGGUCAAUUAUGUAGCUAGCGGAGUACAAUAAAAUGCAAGAGCAAAUAGAAAACU